This is a messenger RNA of Fomitopsis serialis, 3780 nucleotides long. RefSeq lists its product as uncharacterized. The record is from RefSeq and is a predicted model, not a curated record. The transcript is spliced from 4 exons. NCBI's taxonomy places the organism in Eukaryota, Fungi, Basidiomycota, Agaricomycetes, Polyporales, Fomitopsidaceae. Bases 272 to 3382 code for a protein of 1036 amino acids.
GCUUCACCUCUAGCGUCCAGCUUCACGGCCGCCCAGCAGGCUGUUCACGACAUCCACGCCCUUCGACGUUUCUGAGUUGGCUACUCUCAGCAUCGGCAAGGCUGUCACCUGCUCCAUCGCCCUUGCCGAUACACUUUUGCCAGUCUUCGACCUCUCGGCGCUGGGAUUGCUAACCUCAUCGUUGCUGUUGCCAUCUUCCUCGCUACGCUCUCUAGUUUACCUUCUCUGUUCCGGUUCGACCACGCCUCUUAAGUGCGUCUGCGGCUGAGGGAUGGCCACCGCGUUGCAGCUCCCUCCUCCUGACACCGGUCCAACCUUCAACGAGACGGGGAUAACAUCUACACACGCUCACAUGAACGAAUACGCAAGCCGUCUAUCCAUUGCGGAGUUCGACCAGUUGGGGGACACGCGGUAUCCCACGUUGAAUCCUGCUCCCAGGCCUCUUUCGUCUAUUAUGCCGAUCAACAGACCCGAACGACUUGCAGACGCCCCCACCGCCGUCAAUGCACAGGGAAGCUGGAACGACUAUCCCAUGGGUGGAAAUCCCGGAGCAUGGGGAGGGGAGAAGCUUUGGGAGGAGGUCGCAGCCGAGAGUCAACGGCGCGAAGACGCGAGCUCUUCCAGCAAGCCACAGGCGCAGUCUCCGAACGCGGAGAGCACGCUGCAGCCAUACUCUGCACCGUCUGGGAGCCCACCGCGCAUGUCAGCCCGUGCAGUACGUGACGAUUCUCCCCAACGUCGUCCAUCAGGCGUCCCCUCCGCAGAAGCCUCCCGACUUCCCGGAGAGUCAACGCAGGCCCUAGAUAUGGGUCAGCGCUCGUCGGGGUUGCGCCAGUCGCAAAUGCAAGACCAGUACGGCUCUGCACCUCCCUCGUCUCCCCGCCAUCCCGCAUUGCCUGCAGCGGGCAUCGGCGCGGGCCCUAACGCCUCGCCUACAUCACCGAUUGUCCCCCUCGCCGCUGGUCCUUCGUUCACACCGUCUGCUAUGCAAGUCCAUAUCUCACCCAAACCCCGCGCGUCCGCGCAAUACCCGACAUAUAUCACGCCUCCCCCUGUUAUGAACAACAUGAACGCCACCUACACUCCUGCUCAGGCCCCCUGUGCGAUGCGUGACCAAGACAUGGCCGACGUCGAUGUCACGAGUCCCGGUGUCUGGGAGCGGGAAAGCGACGUGUUGUACGAGGAGCUUCUCAACCGCGAAAUGGAAGAGGAGGUCGCGGGCAUCGCUCCCCAAGAGAACUCCUCUCGUCCACGAGCGAGGGGCAUGCCUUUGUCCGAACAGAACCUUCGUGUUUGGAUCAGCAUUAACCCCAAAGAGCCCUCGUCUCGACAGCAGACGCUGGAUCAAUAUGUCAGGUCGCAACGAACUCUACUUGAGGCCGAGGCGCUUGCGCAUGCUCGUGCUAUGCGCGAGGCCAAGCAGCUCGAAGAGAAAAUGCGUGAUACAUACUCGCAGCUUCGACGGUCGGCAUACGAGCUGGGCACCACUGCUCAGCUUACCGACGAUCUCAGUGGCGUACGUAUCAAAGCCCCACGCUCGUCUUCAGUGCCUACCGCUUCCGCCCUUGCGAAGACUGACUUGCACGGCCGCGAGGUUACCUUGCUGGAAAAUGGUAUGAUCGUCGAGCAUGUCGACGUGCGCAAGGAGGAGAAGGAGGAACGCGACCGCCAACGGAGGGAAGCGAGACGCGACAGGAGUCGUGCUCGCAAGUCGUCGCGUGGCUCUGCCAUUGAUGUUGCGUCCAUAUACUCCAUGCCUGUUCCGGGGACGCAGAGACUCGGAACAAACGACAGCGGGUUCUUUUCUGGUCCCAAAGGAAGCGAUUCCCGCUAUUCACAGUCAUUCUCGCCGAGGCCAAGCAGUAUGCUUACUACUGGCGAGCGACCGCACAUGCUUCCUCGUGCGUACUCUCAGGCGUCCUUCUCGGACAUGCAGAGCAUUGGGUCUUCGACGUCACCGAGGCGUUCCCGGUUCUUCGGAUUCAAGAACCUCACCGCAGGGUGGAGGAGUCAAGAAAGCUUCGCGCCAUCAGGGAGCAUGAUGGAUAUGCAUGUCGCUUUGCAGCGGGAGGAGCAGUACUUGCAGCAACAUCCUUUGGCCGAGCCUGCUAGCAACACGCCGACUCUACGGGUUGGUGAACAUUUGGACGAAGGCUCAUCUCGCACUGCAACGCCUGCUAAUGGCUUGGAGCCCAAAAAGAAGAAGAAUGGGCUCAAGAAGAUUUGGAAGAUCGUGACGGGCUCGAAGGGCAGUUCCCACCAGAAGAGCCAUACGCAAUCUCGGUCAAUGGAGAAAUCGGAGGACUACGCUCCGCUGGCACCGCCGCCGCCGUUGUCGUACCUGGUGGACAGGGACCGUGGUCCUGGGUCCAGACGGCACGUCUCCACUCCUUCACUGCCCACGUCCAUCUCGCCUAACCCUGUGUCCCCGUACCCUGCCUCCCUCGUCACCGCGCCUUCUAGUAUUAUUCCCUCGCCGACGUCGUCAAGGCAUCCUAUGCCAGACAAGGACAACCUCAGCGACAGUCGCAAGACCAGCGGCACUCUGGAGGAGCAACAUCAUCGAGCACCAUCUGGGGACGCUUCCACCCCUCCGGAGCUUGACACACGUGGACGGCCAACCCAGAGUUCUUCGAGGACGCUGUCAAGUCUGGGACCGCAAACGCCUGUCACAGCACAGUCGCGUGUCUCAAUAGCGAUCAGGCGCGACAAGUCGCUACCACCGUUGCCAACGGAAGCAGUUGACUUCCCUCAAGGCAGUCCGAUGACAGACGGGCGUCCGCAGACUAUGUUCACCUAUGGUCAUCUGCCCAUGUCGUUCUCCAGCGACAAACUGGAGCCUCCGCAAGCGCCCUUCCGUACCUCAGAUAAACGGAGGCAGUCUUUCGGGGGUCUGUCGUCGAAGGCGAUAAUGCAGAGCCUCCCGAUGAAGGGCGUGUUCGGGUCCACUCCUGUACCGCCCUUCCUUGCGGAAGAGCGCUACAGUGAAUUCGGUGCUUCGCGCUUCUCUUUGAGAGACGUCGACAGCUCUGGUGGGACCGGGACGCAGCGCUCACGAGACAGCACUGCUCGACCCAAACGACCAAGGAGCCGUUUUGGGCUGUCGGCGCUUUUCGGCAAAAAGUCGUCGCAUAGUAGCCAGAGUGGGGAGAAUGGCCAGGAUAGCAUCGUCAACGGCCUCAGGUCAUCGGGGUCUGACCGCGAUUAUCCUAUGAUCACGAAUGGCAACGGCUAUGCGCACACAGGCUCAACCUCCGCACAUAGUGGGAACCAGCGGAUGUCGGUCGCAUCGCGAAAGAACAUCGCAGAGCUGGUCGACCAGGACCCCGAGUUCGUUGCGUACCGGUAUCCGUCAACAGACGCACGCCUCGAGGUGCGGUAAUCCCGUUGUCCCAUCCCCCACUCUUGUUUCUCUCGGUUUUGUCACUCUGGUCGCUCGGUAAAAGGAGAUUCUUGCUGCCUGAUGGCGGUUGUACAUGGCGUCUGGUACUUCUUAACGUAUUUCGCUCACACUCAUUCUCGCUCUGUUGUCCCAUCGGUCUAGUCAGCACUGCUACUGUUUAUUCUAGGCAUCGCUGCUCAUGGCAUUCCCUCACUGAUAUACGGAUAACCCCUCGGACUAAUCUCUCUAUGCUCCGUCCCAUCGUCUUGCAUUCAACUGUCGCACGGACGGUACCCUAAUGUCCGCGCUCUAGUUUCGGCCAUCUUGGCAACUGUGUAUGCUAGACGUUUUUGGCCGUUUAUUCGAGAUAGUACUCAGGCGUUCAUUGACUAUCUCAC